Messenger RNA from Cladocopium goreaui, 1454 nucleotides. The record is from the annotation of a GenBank genome assembly. Lineage: Eukaryota; Dinophyceae; Suessiales; Symbiodiniaceae.
UCUUCGUUUUCCCAAACACUUGCUUUUUGCGGGGGCACCCACCUCGCUGCCAUGCACUCCCGGCUAUGCUUGGGGAUCUGCUUUGGCUGCACUUUCCACCUUUGGCAGACACACUUGGCCAUUGGGGACUCGGUGCACCAGCCUGAAGCGGCUGGAAUGACUGAAGCCAUGCUCCCGGUGAUCCAACGGUCUCAGCCGCCGCGACCACAGGUACCCCGCCGCUUUUCCGCGGACAUGCGCUUUGUGUCCUACGACCCAGCCUGGGCCUAUUUGCCCAUCGGUUUCCCGCCAGCGAUCGGCCAGGGAGUCUUCGCGUGCGAUGCGGAUGCAAAGGCCAUGAGUAUACGGACUAUGCGGCACUUUCCUGGGAUGGAGCAAUUGGUGACCAACAUCACGUAUCUGUAUCUGGAAAACAGCUCCCACCACAUUCUUGGUGGGAGGAAUCCAGUGUGCCGGGAGAUCCACUUGUCUGGCCAGAAAAGCUAUUCCGAUCUGUUUUCUUGGGCGGCCAACCCACAUCUCUCGGAGUACAUAGGACAGAAGGUGGUGGCUGGGAGAGCAUGCUCCUUGUGGAACUUGCGCUCAAAGAACCAGUCCAAAAUGAGCUUGUGCGCAGCUGGCAACGUUCCAGUUGAGUUGAACAUCACCUAUCCCAAGAAUGACGGUAGCAGCUUCAAUGUUUCCUACCAGUUCGGCCCCUUGAGCAGCCAGGUUUCAGAGCAUCUACAAAAACCUCAUAUCUGUGACAGGCUCGCGCCUGGCUGUGAGAAUGGCCGCAACCGAGGUCCAGUGUCCUUGGAUGCAUACAUCUUCCAUCCAGCAGGAGAGUACAACCUCGAGGACCAGGAUGUGGGAGACCUGACAGGUGAUGCGCUCUUCAUUUGCGUCGAUCGGCUUCAAAACAAGUCCUUCAUGGAUCACAACUACACCCUGAUCUCACGCUAUGCCCUUGAAAUUUCCCCUGCAUUUGGACAGUAUGCCUUGUGCAACGGCUACCCCCCUACCUGUGUUGGUGGGGAUCCACGCUUGGUGGGCCGCAAGACCCCAUCGUCGGUGGGGGACGGUGAGAGCAGGUGUGCUGCUGAGAACCCGCUUGGCUUCUGGUUCUCUCUGCCGAAGGGUGGUCGUUGUGAGGGACAAAGGCGGCCUGGAAAAGACGCUUGGGCUACCGGAUGCAGCUGGUCAGUGCAGAAGCGCCUGAAAACCAUCCACCAGGAUUGCUUGUUCAAGCAUGAUUACCUGAAAAUCUGCAUGGCAGACGCCCACGAAAGGAAAGGCUUUGCCAGAACUAGCCGCGCCUUAGAAGCUGCGUUUGCAUCAGAGGAUCCAUCCAUCGGAGGCUGCGCGGAUGUUCAACCAGAGAGCAGUACGGCCGUGGUGGUGUAAUACCGGUGGUGUGUGAUCCAGGUUGAUCCAGUGGUACGGCCUGUGCUGGGCCAAUUUCCGCGCAGACG